AGUUCUGCUCUUAUCUGAGGCUGUAGUGGGUUAUAACAGAUGUUUAAGCAUGUAGACAACGUAACUGCGUAUUAGCUCACCCUCACCUUUAGUUUAUUACCUUUUGUGUUUACAGUUUGUCAAGCUUUCUUUUACAUAUCCAUCAAUGUCUGAAGAAGUUACUUAUGCUGAUAUAAAAUUUCAGGACUCCGGUCAGACAAAAGACGCCCCAAAGUUUGACAAUUUGGAGAGAAAAGCAACCCCUGCUCCUUCUCAUGUGUGGCGUCAAACAGCAUUGGCUCUCACUCUUCUCUGCCUUCUCCUGCUGAUUGGAUUGGGAGUCUUAGGAAGCAUGUUUUACAUAACCUCGAAGGCAGAAAUGGAAAAAUCAAAUAAACUGCAAAGUAUCAAAGAAGAACUUGAGAGAAAUGUUUCUCUACAACUGGUGAGUAACAUGAAUAUCUCCAAGAAGAUCAUGAAUCUCUCCACCACAAUGCAAGAAAUAGCCACCAAAUUAUGCUAUGAGCUAUACAGAAGACAAACAGAGCACAAGUGUAAACCUUGUCCAGAGAAAUGGAAGUGGCAUGAGAACAACUGCUUUGGCCUACUUGAUGAGCAGCUGACAUGGCAAGAGAGCGAAAAGUUGUGUUCUGCUGAAAACGCCAGCCUGUUGAAGAUUAAGAACCAAAGUAUUUUGGAAUUUGUAAAAUCCCAGUAUUUAUAUGGGUAUUGGCUGGGAUUAUCUCCCAGAAAAGAUCCCACACACUAUGAGAAUUUGGAUGAGACAAUUAUCUCCGCUAACUGGUAUAUAAGAAACACAGACGACUUAAACAAUAAGAUAUGGUGUGGAUAUAUAGAAAAACCAUAUAUUUAUUAUGGUUACUGUACUAGUAGGAAAAAACCUAUAUGUGAGAAGUUGGCCAAUCCAGUGAAGAUUGAAGAUGCACUAAUGAUUUGAAGAGUAUAGUUAGUUAUUUUUGCCUUAGUCAAUAUCCUUUAAUUGAAGGCAACUUUAGGGAGUAUGCAUGUCCUGGAUACACACAAGGAAUAAAGAUGCUGUGAGACUAAA
Molecule: messenger RNA, 1048 nt
Organism: Choloepus didactylus (southern two-toed sloth)
Lineage: Eukaryota; Metazoa; Chordata; Mammalia; Pilosa; Megalonychidae
Gene: CLEC12A
Product: C-type lectin domain family 12 member A
Exons: 6
Coding region: 146-937 (263 amino acids)
Molecular function (GO): signaling receptor regulator activity
Source: RefSeq, a predicted model, not a curated record